AUGGUUGGCUACGUGGAAUCGCUCACCGAUCCGUCUUAUUGCCGACAGUUGCUGGUGUUGACCUAUCCAUUAAUCGGAAAUUACGGUGUGCCAUCUGACGAGCUUGACCAAGACGCGAUCGAGCGUUACUACGAGUCGAGAAAGAUCUGGGUGUCCGGUUUGGUGGUCAGCGAGGCUUGCGACUCAGCUUCUUUCAGUCACUGGAAUGCAAAGUUCGACCUUAGCAGCUGGCUUCGUAAAUUUGGCAUUCCGGGCAUUGCCGGCGUGGACACUCGACUUCUGACGAAGAGGAUCCGAGAGUACGGAUCGAUGGAGGCAAAGCUGGUGAUUAACAAUGACGAUCCUCUGUCAUACGAGUUUUUGGACAUCAACGAACGCAAUCUGGUAGCCGAGGUGUCUCGUCACGAGGUGUGCACUAUCGGCGAUGCUUCCACUAAGCCGCUGGUACUUGUGGUCGACUGUGGAAUCAAGAAUAACCAGAUUCGUUGCUUACUGCAUCGCGGCGCUGCCGUCAAGAUUGUCCCUUGGAACUAUCCGAUUGCUGAGGAGAGUAAGUUCAUUUCGAUGCAUGACAUAUGGUACGACAGCAGUGAAGUGAAGCAUAGGACAUCAGCAUAUACUCGCCUUAUAGGAUAUUAUCGCUGCCUUGCUAAAUUAAGUUAGAC
Messenger RNA from Soboliphyme baturini, 665 nucleotides. NCBI's taxonomy places the organism in Eukaryota, Metazoa, Nematoda, Enoplea, Dioctophymatida, Soboliphymatidae. The record is from the annotation of a GenBank genome assembly.